This is a messenger RNA of Megachile rotundata (alfalfa leafcutting bee), 5760 nucleotides long. RefSeq lists its product as uncharacterized. The record is from RefSeq and is a predicted model, not a curated record. NCBI's taxonomy places the organism in Eukaryota, Metazoa, Arthropoda, Insecta, Hymenoptera, Megachilidae.
AUGUUUUCCCGGGCCGCUAAAUCAAUCGCGAAGACCAUCAGUCAGCGGAAGUAUCAUGUCGGCGACGAGAAUAUCAAGCUGGCGAUGGUCGGAGGCUCAGGCGGAAUAAGUCGAUCUUUCUCGCAGAUGUUGAAACGAACAUCGAAGCUCGAUGUUCUAACAUUGUACGACGUGGCUGCGCUGAAUAAACGAUUUUUGUCGAUACCAAAGCGACUGCACAGCUUCGACGUAGGAGAACCGAUUAAUCCCGAGAAGUCGAGGUUGUUUUCGGCGUUGGAAAAUUUAGAAUCAAGCAAAGAAUAUCGAAGCGGAGCUGUGCAAGAACCCACAAACAUCGCUCAGAAAGAAACACAAGAACUUAUUGAUAGCCUACGUCGCCUGCCGAUCGCUGAAGAGUGCGCGGCAGAUCGAUUGAUGGAAAACAAUCUGCGACCACAGGGGCACAAGAACCCGUACGCAAUCGAUCAACGAGGUCCUCGAGUUCUCGGUGAAAUGGGACCUGAUAACUUCCGGCAUAACGGUCGCAUCGUGUCCGAAAUUAACCGACAAUUUCCUGAAUUUAUUUCUAAUCUAUCGAAGAAUCAUUCCGCAAACAGAAACACUGCGCGACGACAUUAUUCGAACGCCGCUUUCGUGUUCGAUGAAAAUCGGAAAAUCGAACAAGAGUCACGUUUUAACAGGCCAGCGAAUCUCGUUGCUUCCGCGAGAGAGAAAUCGAGUCCCGCGAUGAAAAGCAAUUUUAACUCCGAGAAUCUUGAUAAAAAACAUUUGAAGAAGAAAAAGGGUGAAGUGUUGCACGAGAAGGCGAAUAAAACGGUACCUAAACAAGCAGAAGAACGAGUUUCGGUUAAUAUCGAUCAGGAUCGACUCGUGACAGCGUCAAAACUCGCUAAAAACAAAAUUCGCGCAAAGACGACCGAACCAAAACCGAGGAAUACGUUUUCUGCCAGUACGAAAUCAAAAAACUGGACGGUUCCAGCCAUUCUCUCCGACAAGAAGCCAAAAAUGUUGUACGGGCUUGUUCAGCACAGGAGAAGAUCCCUGUCGUGGUUCUUCACCAAGUUCUUCGACGUUCAACCGGACGAUGCGAGCAACAGUGCUCAGAAUAUUAAAUGCGGAGCAAAAGUCGAUAAGACGAAUCGUAUUCCGAGUCAAAAGUCUAAGCAGGUUAAUCGAGUAGAGAAGCUAAACGCUUCGACGUCCAUGAGCGAUUUGACCCCGCACACGGCCGAAACAGGUUCCUCUUCUCCGAAUGUCGAGUUACGUGACUCCGAACCUGUUCAAGCGACAAAUCACGAAGUCGCGAAAGAGAAGAGCGUGUCUAGUAUCGCGGAAUCGAUCGAAGAGUACGAUCCGAGCGGCGACCCGGACCAAUAUCGCCAGGAAACGAAGGUGUCCUCGAGGAUCGCCGAGUUCCUGGAGAACCUGAGGACCAAUAGAUGUAAACUGAGAUCAUCUUCGAGUCUCACAUCUUACAACUUAGAUUCCUUGUUCACCGUGAAAGAACUGCCAGUUUCGUCGGCUCGUUUCUUGUCCCACGAUUCGAAGGACUCCGCGUACUGGCUGAAGCACAUCGUCUGCAGGAACGUUUGCAACAGAAAAGGAUCCGAAGACGAUAUUUGCAAGAAACGCAGACCCUGCAAAGCGAGCAAGGACACGUGUUCUCGGAAAAAAGAGAGCUCGUGCAAGAAGAGCGAUCCGUGUUCGAAAAAAUGUGGUUCAGGAGACGCUGAUCCUUGCAAGCCUGCCAAACCGAAAUCGUGUCGCAAGAAACAGGACCCUUGCAAGAAACGCAAGAAACAGGAAACUUGUGCUCCUGCGUGUAAGCGCGAGGAGGAAGAUCCGUGUAAACAGUUAUGGAGAGAGGAUGUUUAUGGGAAAUCUUGCAAGGAGAUGAAGGACUGUGAUCCUUGCGCGAAAUUUAAGAAGAAGGAGAAGUCCGAUUAUUGCGGAGAAAGAAGAGAAAGCAGUUGUGCCAAGACUGCCAAGAAGGCGGAGAGUGACGCUAGUCCGAAGAAGGCGAAGAGCGAUACACCACCGAGGAAGAUGAAGAGCGAUUUUGGAACGAAGAAGCCGAAGAAGAAAAAGAAGAGGAAGAGCGAACCCGACACCGAUAAAUGUCCUCCGGUGACCCGAGCACCUGGCUGCCCGGACGAUGGAAAAUCAAAGGGAAAUCGAAAGUUCUCCACGACCGCUUUUCUGCAGGCAACACCAGGGUCCCUCAGCAGAAACCAACAGCUCAGCGAUAAGGUUCUCGAAAGGACGAACACUGGUCCGCUCGAAAUCGAGGUAGCUAAGGAGAACAGCAACAGGGGCCCUUUGUCAAUGACCUCGAGAUCCGAAGGAUCCAUGAUCGCGUCGACGAUCGAUCAAACGGAUCAUCCGGUGUUCAGGUUCGUCGCGAGGAGUCCUAUCCUCGCGGCCACUGGUGACAGAACGCGAAACGACGACUAUUUUCCACAAGGCGACGAAUACGAAGAUGAAAUCGGUGGAGAUAUCGGUCAGCUAUCGCACCUGCCCAGUGGAAGAUCCCCUUCGGGUGUGAGUCGGAGGAAGCUACGUUUGGGCGAAUCAGACUGCGGCGAGGGUCCGCCAAAUUGGCCGGAAAAGAGUCCUUGUCAUCCGCCAAAGGGUCCCUGUGAGCCCAUGGGGCCACCGGGUUAUCCCGGGAAACCGAAGCCGGAAAAGAAGCCGUUCUGCGCUAACCGCGAAGAUCGGACGGAAUCCUUGGGUCGCCUUCUCAGAUUUUCGACCACGACGUUCAGAAAUUGGCUUCGAGCCAGGAAUCAACGCUGUUCGGGAUCGUUCAUCGGAAAUUGGUCGAGAAACGCUUGGAGCUGGACAUCGUCGUCGAGGUUUCGCGGUCCGGAACUCGUCUGCGGCAGAGAUUUCAGCACCGGGUUCGACGCAUCGACGGAAACCGCAAAGGUGGUCUGGAUAUCGAAGGAGUUAGACCGCUACUCGAAGCAAGGACAGAUCAGGCUUCUUCGGACAAGCUCCAGCACGAUGGGAACUAGUCAAAAGAAGCCAGUCGCCGGUCGUUCGUCGAAGUCGUCGCAAAAAUGCAGCUCAGGUUCGGGCGAACAGCGAAGAGGACCCUGCAGACAGCCCUAUCAACGGCGAAAGCCCUGUCUUCCAACGGAAAAGUGUAUUCCUCCGGCACCGCCUUGUUGUCGACGACGACCCGCGAACCCCAAGUGUCCUGACCUACCCAGACCACCUUGUCCACCACCCUGUCCCAUGCCGUGUCCCAAACCUGUCGCCCCAGAGAAACCUCCACCGCCGAAGAUAUGCUAUCGAAAGUGUCCACCGCCACCGAAGCUGCCCAGACUGCCCAAGUUUCCGAAGUUACCUGCGCCACCGCCGCCUCCUCCUUUGCCGAAGCUACCCAAACCACCCCGAUGCCCUCCGCCCUGUCCACCGCCUCCUGCACCACCCCUGCCCAAGUGUCCAAGAGCUCCGAAGUGUCCCGAGUGCCCAGCUCAGAAGGAAUGUCCACCACCUCCGCCCUGCGAACCCUGUCCUUGCCCUUUGCCUUGUCCACCACCCUGCUGCCCACCUCCGCCACCCUGUCCACCCUGUCCGCCACGACAACCUAAUAGUUUUCCUUCGGAGGUGGGCCAGGAGGACAAAGGCGAUAAAGAGCACGGUAUAAAGCAUCGUCGUCUGAUGUGUAUCCAGGGUGUGAGUCGGAGGAAGCUACGUUUGGGCGAAUCAGACUGCGGCGAGGGUCCGCCAAAUUGGCCGGAAAAGAGUCCUUGUCAUCCGCCAAAGGGUCCCUGUGAGCCCAUGGGGCCACCGGGUUAUCCCGGGAAACCGAAGCCGGAAAAGAAGCCGUUCUGCGCUAACCGCGAAGAUCGGACGGAAUCCUUGGGUCGCCUUCUCAGAUUUUCGACCACGACGUUCAGAAAUUGGCUUCGAGCCAGGAAUCAACGCUGUUCGGGAUCGUUCAUCGGAAAUUGGUCGAGAAACGCUUGGAGCUGGACAUCGUCGUCGAGGUUUCGCGGUCCGGAACUCGUCUGCGGCAGAGAUUUCAGCACCGGGUUCGACGCAUCGACGGAAACCGCAAAGGUGGUCUGGAUAUCGAAGGAGUUAGACCGCUACUCGAAGCAAGGACAGAUCAGGCUUCUUCGGACAAGCUCCAGCACGAUGGGAACUAGUCAAAAGAAGCCAGUCGCCGGUCGUUCGUCGAAGUCGUCGCAAAAAUGCAGCUCAGGUUCGGGCGAACAGCGAAGAGGACCCUGCAGACAGCCCUAUCAACGGCGAAAGCCCUGUCUUCCAACGGAAAAGUGUAUUCCUCCGGCACCGCCUUGUUGUCGACGACGACCCGCGAACCCCAAGUGUCCUGACCUACCCAGACCACCUUGUCCACCACCCUGUCCCAUGCCGUGUCCCAAACCUGUCGCCCCAGAGAAACCUCCACCGCCGAAGAUAUGCUAUCGAAAGUGUCCACCGCCACCGAAGCUGCCCAGACUGCCCAAGUUUCCGAAGUUACCUGCGCCACCGCCGCCUCCUCCUUUGCCGAAGCUACCCAAACCACCCCGAUGCCCUCCGCCCUGUCCACCGCCUCCUGCACCACCCCUGCCCAAGUGUCCAAGAGCUCCGAAGUGUCCCGAGUGCCCAGCUCAGAAGGAAUGUCCACCACCUCCGCCCUGCGAACCCUGUCCUUGCCCUUUGCCUUGUCCACCACCCUGCUGCCCACCUCCGCCACCCUGUCCACCCUGUCCGCCACCCAUCCCGUGCCCUAAACCUCUACCUUGCCCACCUCCGCCUCCGCCAAGACUCUGCCCGCCGUGCCCACCUUGUCCGCCGUGCCCGAAACCGCCACCGUGUCCACCGCCGCCUCCUUGCUGCCCUUGUCCGUGUCCUGAACCACCCCCACCGUGCCCUUGUCCCAAACCCUGUCCACCCUGUAAGCAAACGCAACCCAGAGAGCAACCCAAGUGUCCCGAAGGCGUUCCAUCUUGCCCAAAGUGUCCGCAACGGAAGAUCAGGAAGAGGAAGAUGUCUACGUAUUGCGCGAUCUCCAUGUUCCUUCCUAUGAGGAGUCUUCAGUACAGAAGAUUGCACGUUUGCGCGAUGAGACUGAAAAAAUCGGACAAGUCCAGUUGUAAGGAGAUAGAGGACAUAUGCAAGGAUACCCGGAAGGGCGGUUCCUGCGCGAAAAGCUGCGAAAGGAAGGACGAUUGCGGUAAGAAGAAGCCCAAGUGCAGCGACAAAGUGAAGAAAAUGCAGUCGAAAGGACGGAGGAAGAAGAAGAAGAAGAAGAAGAAGAAGAAGGACGACUGUAUUCAGACGUGUAUACCGACCGCGAAGUGCAACGGUCCUCGGAUUGCUAAACCACCGAAGAUGGAAUACGGCCCGGCAAAAUGUCCUCCACCAAAGUUCGUUUCGCCGCAACCCUGUCCCGAUCCACCCGAAGCGGAGACGGGUCCCUGCGUGGAAGUUCGAUCUUACAUCAAACCGAAGAAGGAGGUUUGCCCGCCUCUUCCUCUUCCGAAACCGCCUACCAACCCUGUUAUUCUUUGUCCCUGUCCGCCACCUCCCAAAAUGCAUCCUGGUCCGUGUCCUUGUUUCGAAGAUAAGCAGGAACAGGAUCAAGGGAAACAGUUUGUCCCGCCAUGUUCUGUGAGAGAGAAGUAUGUCUGUCCGAGGGAGCCUCACUUCUGUCCGCAGGAGAAGCUGAUUUGUAAAAAGGAGAAAGUUUGUGACCCGAAGAAAGUCGAGAAGAGGAACAAGAAGAAGGAACCACCAUCUUAA